UACAACAUCGUUGCCAAAUAAUUUUGUUAUUAUCAUCACAGGUAACAGCGGUAACAGUAAUUUUAGUGGUUACUGGAGGAGGCUUUAAAUGGGAGUAUUCUGUUGUGGUGCUCUUCACUGUAUGAUUACUUGGGUGGUAUAAUUUUAGGACUUUAACUUACAGCGUGGCAGUGACAGUGUGGAGCACCUUUCUGCUCCUCAAGGUUGCAGCUGCACUGAUGCUCUCUGCGGUCUGGGGGCAAUGAAGUGACAGUUAUCAACAAGAGGACAUCUCACUUCCGACGAAAACAGCCGUGAUCCUGUAUUUUCGGUUACCGAAAAGGACGAAGACGUUACUGUAUUUUUUCCCGUUAGGAUGUCGUCAUGUGAAAAUGCUGCGUCACAUCAAGACAGCAAAGCAUCACCUCCUACAUCAGAGGCUGAGCCCCUGAGGAUUGUUCUGUUAGGGAAGACAGGAACAGGGAGAAGCUCCUCAGGCAACACCAUCCUGGGGACGUCUGCCUUCCGGGUCGAUGUGUCCCCCAACUCUGUCACCACACAGUGUCAAAGAAAGACUCUGACAGUAAGUGGACGGAGUAUCUCUGUGAUUGACACUCCAGGUUUCUUCAACACACAACUGUCCCGUGAGCACGUCAUGGCAGAGGUGGGACGGUGUGUCGUCCUGUCUUCUCCGGGACCCCACGCUUUCUUGGUGACCCUGCAGCCCAGCAGGUUCACCCAAGAGGAGAAGGAUGCCUUAGAGUGGACCAAGGCUAUGUUUGGGCCAGGAGCCACCCGGUUUACUGUGGUCUUGUUCACUUGGGGAGACCAGCUGCAGGGAAAGAGCAUCAAGGACUUCCUGGAGGAGAGUGAUGAGCUGUCAGAAUUUGUCAGCAGCUGCUAUGGGGGGUAUCACGUCUUUGACAACAGCGGACAGGACAAGACAACGCAACAGGUCGUACAGCUUCUGAAAAAGAUAGAUGAGAUGGUGGUGGACAACGGAGGCGGUUGCUACAGCAACGAGAUGUUCAAGGAGGCUGAAAGGGCCAUCAGAAAGGCUCAAGAGAGGAUUCUGGGAGAAAGAGGACACAAGGUGGAGUCACUGCAAAAGGAUGCUGAAGACAAAGAGGAGCUGGGACCAGAGUUAGAGAGGGGGAGGGAGGAGGAAGAAGAGGCCAGGAGAAGGGCUGAGAGGCUUUUCUGGUGUGAGCUGGCGACUGCACUGGGGAGGGGUGCAGCAGAGGGGGCAGGGAUCAUGGGGAAAGACAAGGGGAAAGGGAAAGCUGUGAAGAAGGUGAAGGUGGUGGAGAAGGCAGCGGCUCUGGCAGCAUCGCCGCUCUCCAUCCGUUCAGCAGCAAAAGUGGUGGAGGGAGCAGUGAGAGAGGGGAGCAAGGUGCUAUACAAACACAGAAAAACUUUACUGCAUUGAGGGAUACAGGUGAUGAUGAUGUGUGCAACAAAGUCAUUUCACUGGGUUUACUCACUAUUUAUCAGAAACACUAUCACUCUGUUUUAAUAUCACCAGCACUUUGAGGUCAUCCUGUUACAUAAGUGUGUGUGUGUGUGUGUAUUGUCUCUGCAGAAAGGUAAACAUCCUGGUGUGUUGCAGUCCACGUAGCUUGCCAACAAAGAACAAAGCCACACCUUUGAAUUGAGAGAAUUCACCUUAUAAUAAAUAUCUUGACAGAA
Molecule: messenger RNA, 1668 nt
Organism: Scatophagus argus
Lineage: Eukaryota; Metazoa; Chordata; Actinopteri; Scatophagidae
Product: GTPase IMAP family member 9-like
Exons: 2
Coding region: 356-1408 (350 amino acids)
Molecular function (GO): GTP binding
Source: RefSeq, a predicted model, not a curated record